AUGCCGUCCUCGUCUCCCUCCGUUCACCGGUUCCCCAGUCUCGCGCUGCUCCUCAUGGCCGCGACAGCAUCCGCUGCUCACUACAGUCUGCUCAGCGCGAGCGCGCCGGCGCACGCGGACACCGGCGGCAUGCAGCAGCACGCGGCGCCGGGCUCGGCUUACAGGCACGCGCACGCCGCCGCGCUGCUGCAGAGCGAGUUCGCGCUGCAGAACAGCAACGGCGGGAGUCACGCGCACCAGUGGAUCGCAGCCGCGCUGUCUCACGGCGGCGGGAGAGGAGGAUUAGGAGGAGGAUUGGGAUUAGGAGGAGGCGGUGGUAGUGGUGGAGGGGACGCAGCCGCGUGGACGUCGGCCGACAUCAAACCCACGAUCCGUGGCACCGGAGACGAGAUGCACGAGGACAACGACAACAGCGACGACAACAGCAACAACAAUAAUAACAACAACAACUCAAGCAGCGGCAACUUACAGCACAUGCUUCAUCACCACCACCAUCACCAUCAUCAGCAUCACGACGAGGACGCGGCGCGCGCGUGGAGGAGCGCGAGCGGCACGUCGGCGGCUCACCAGCAGAGUCUCGCGUACUCCGGCGGGUUCGGUGCGCUCAACGGGCUCGUGCCGGGCAUUCAAGCGCAUCACCAGGAGCACGAGCACGAGCACCACCAUCACCACAGCCCGCAUCUGCGCGAGCACCACCAGCACGAGCACCAGCACCACCACCGGAGCGUGCACGAGUCACCGGUGUCGGACGAGGACGCGACCCCGACGUCAGACGACCUCGAGCACUUCGCCAAGCAGUUCAAGCAGCGGCGCAUCAAGCUCGGCUUUACGCAGGCAGACGUCGGGCUCGCGCUUGGCACGCUCUACGGCAACGUGUUCUCGCAGACGACCAUCUGCCGGUUCGAGGCGCUGCAGCUCAGCUUCAAGAACAUGUGUAAGCUCAAGCCGCUGCUCAGCAAGUGGCUCGAGGAGGCGGACUGCAGCGCGAGCGGUGGCGGCGGCGGCACCGGCCUGGAUAAGCUCGCGGCGCAGGGCAGGAAGCGCAAGAAGCGCACGUCCAUCGAGGUGAGCGUGAAGGGCGCGCUCGAGAGCCACUUCCUUAAGUGUCCCAAACCGGCCGCGGCGGAGAUCACGAGCCUCGCGGACAGUCUGCACCUCGAGAAGGAGGUGGUGCGCGUGUGGUUCUGCAACCGGCGGCAGAAAGAGAAGAGGAUGACGCCGCCCGGGGUGCACGCCACGCACGGGACCGAGGACGCCAUGCUCGAACUCAAAGCGCAAAACGUGCAGUGAUGGAGAGAGAGAGAGAG
This is a messenger RNA of Clarias gariepinus (North African catfish), 1307 nucleotides long. It is a transcript of the gene pou3f2b, whose product is annotated as POU class 3 homeobox 2b. The transcript has 2 exons. NCBI's taxonomy places the organism in Eukaryota, Metazoa, Chordata, Actinopteri, Siluriformes, Clariidae. Gene Ontology annotation, cellular component: nucleus. The record is from RefSeq and is a predicted model, not a curated record. Bases 1 to 1290 code for a protein of 429 amino acids. Gene Ontology annotation, molecular function: RNA polymerase II cis-regulatory region sequence-specific DNA binding; DNA-binding transcription factor activity, RNA polymerase II-specific. Gene Ontology annotation, biological process: brain development; regulation of transcription by RNA polymerase II.